AUUACUCGUUAGAUUUGUAUUAUUGUAGGAUUUAAGUUUUUAGAAUUUUUUUAAAUUUACGAAAAAAUGUAAUUUUUUUUCAUGUUUGAAUCAAUGUUGUCAAUCAUCAUCAACUUAUAAUAAAGUUGAUAUAAAUAUAACAUGUCAGUGACUAGUAUAAAGAUUUUAUGAUAAAUUAUCGUUUAUUUUAAUAUCACUAAUGUUUUAUUUUUGUUAUUUGUAAUUAGUUUUAAUUUUAAUUAAACGGUAUAAGUAAAAAUGGUAAAAAAUUAUCGUGUCGUUGUAUUUGGUGUGAAAGGUGUUGGUAAGACAGCAAUAUUGGAACAAGCUAUUUAUGGACACUUUAGCAAAAAUUAUAAACUGUGGCCUACUAUCGAGGAUAUAUAUCAGGCUUCUAUAGAAAUUGGCAAAAAUGUACGUGAACAAGUUCGUUUUUAUGAUACUGCUGGUUUGGAUUUGACACAGUUACCUGAGGUUGGAUUGUAUUCAAAUCCAGAUCCAUCGCUCAUGUUGUCAUUUGGUCAAAUAGCUAAGCAGUAUGCAUCUAUUGCAGAUGCAUUUAUAUUAGUAUAUGACACUAGUCGACCAGAAACGUUUGAUUGCUUAGUCACAUUAAAAAAAGAAAUUGAUAAAAAUAAGGAAAAAAAGGAUACAUUUUAUGUCAUUAUUGGCCAUAGAAUGCGAGAAAUGGAUAUCAAAGCUCCAACUUUAGAGAGUCCUACUAGUCGAGCUUCCCAUUGGUCUAUUAGAGAAAAAAUGAAACAUUUUGAAGUCAAUGCUUUGGACCGGACUAGUUUAUUUGAUCCAUUUAUUUAUAUUGCAUCAAAAUUUAAUACUGCACAACCAAAGAGUAGUUUUCCUCUAGUACGAAAAGGUACUCAACAUUAAUGCUUGUUAAUUUCAUUGAAUUAUAGUACUCAUAAUGGUUAUAUUUUAUAUUAUAAUUUAUUAUACAAUUAAUAAUUAUCCUCAAGUUGUCUAAAUAAUUUC
Rhopalosiphum maidis (corn leaf aphid) is the source of this 990-nucleotide messenger RNA. RefSeq names its product NF-kappa-B inhibitor-interacting Ras-like protein 2 (gene kappaB-Ras). The coding region runs from base 259 to 888 and encodes 209 amino acids. NCBI's taxonomy places the organism in Eukaryota, Metazoa, Arthropoda, Insecta, Hemiptera, Aphididae. Gene Ontology annotation, biological process: canonical NF-kappaB signal transduction. The transcript is spliced from 3 exons. The record is from RefSeq and is a predicted model, not a curated record. Gene Ontology annotation, molecular function: GTPase activity; GTP binding.